AUGCUACAGGCGCGCCUGCGCCGCUACAUAUGGGGCUCCGAAAAUAUGCUGCCCACGGCGCAAGAGGACCCUUUGCCCGUGCUGCAAAAGCUGGCAGAGCUUUUGUGGCGGGCGGAGUUCCCGGAAGGGCCGCAGGAUCAGCGGCGCUUUGUGGCAGGCUUUGCAGACUGCCUACCUCAGGGGCUCAAGGAGGAGUGGCCAAGGAGGGCGCUGGAGGCGCAAGGUGCGAAGUCCAGCGCGGCCGACCUUUGGACUCGUUUCGACGGCUUCGCUUCGGGCGCCAUGCGCCGCAUGCCCCAUGCGGCGCUGGCGCGCGCUGGGCGCCGCAUCUUCGGCCGCGGACUUCGGCGCCUGGGGACCCGCCAGGUCCGCGAGGUGGUGCCGCAAAGCUUCGAAGCGCUCAAGGUCCUCUCAGGCUUGGAUCUGCCCAGGCGCUUCAAAGGCAGCGACUUCGAUGCCGGCGCCUGCCGCGCGGCGUGCGAGGCGCUGUCGCGGAGUGUGGCGGAAGGCAACCACCACCAGGUGGACGGCCUAAUGGUGGCACUUCGCCUGAUGAUGCCUGCCCAAAGCGGCUCCGAGAGGGCAUUUGCCAGGCCCCGGGAGGACUUCAUCCUGCGCCCAGAGGUGUUGACCUGGUCCUCUCAGGACUUCCUCGGCGGCUUGGAGGAGAACAUGCGCAUCGUGCAGAAGUGCGAGGCGGACUUCGCCCAGCUCAUGGCGGCCCACGCCGAGGGCUUCCGGGCGCCGGAGGUGCUGGCGGCAGGUUUGGACUUGGCAGUGGUGUACCUCAAGAAUUACUCUUUGGACAAGGCGGACGCCCUCUACUCCGCCAUGGAGUGGCACUGCAUGUCCCGGGGCCUGCCAUGGGACGUGAAGUUCAUGCAGGAUCUGGCGACCCUCCGGUGCAAGCAGAACCGGCAGGCGGAGGCGGCGACGCUGCUGGAGGAGCUGGCGAGGCGGACGCCGCCCCACGAAGCGACCCUCCGCAAUCUUGGCACGGUGUACAACAUGCUGCGGGAGCAUGACAAGGCAAAGACCUACUUCGAGGCUGCUUCCGAGCUGGUUGGGCAAAGAGAGAAGGAGGACCUGUGGAACCUGGGCAUCGUGGAGAUGCACAAGAAGAACUUCCUGGAGGCGGCGCCUCUGUUGGAGCAGGCCCUGGCGGCCUGGCAGCAGGACGAGCCGGAGGAUGACGUGACCAUCGCCAAGCUGCGAGACUCCGUGGGCAUGUGCUACGACGGAAUGGGCAGGCACGAAGAUGCCAUCUUCCACCUGGCUGAAGCUCGCGCUCUAUAUGAGCGCAGCAUCGGCACGGAGAGCCCCCUCUACGGCACCGCCUGCGAACGCCUGGCCAGGGCGCUGGUGCACGCGGGGCGGCACCAGGAAGGCUUCGAGGCGGCCUUGGAGGCCUUCAUGGUGAUCGCCCUGCAGGACGCAGUCCAUCCAACUCCGCUCUUCGAGCUGCUGGGGCUGAUGCUGGAGGAGAUGCCGCUGGAGAGCGGCAACCUGCCGCGCCUGGCCCAGCUGCAGGUGCCCAUCGCCGCGGCGGUGCGGAACCUCCACUUCCGGGAGAUGGACCGGGACGGCAACGCCGGGGUGUUGUACGAGCGCAUGGCGCGGGCCCUGGUGCUCAGCAGCCCCGCCACCGGAGAUGCCAAGGAGCGCCAGGCGGCGCAGGUGCGGCGGUCCAUGGCGCGGGCGCUGCUGACGCAGGCGGCGCCGCUGGUGGCGGAGGCCACCCAGCAGGGCCUGGCGGAUCUCAGCCACAUCUCGUUGCUCAUCGACAUGCAGCUGCGGACGCUGGACUCCCAGGACGCGCAGCAGCGGAGCGCCGCGCUGGCAGCCGGCGGCGGCGUCGGCGGCAUCGGCGUCCGGUGA
Effrenium voratum is the source of this 1878-nucleotide messenger RNA. Lineage: Eukaryota; Dinophyceae; Suessiales; Symbiodiniaceae. The record is from the annotation of a GenBank genome assembly.